GAGUAGCUCAGCAGAACGACUUCGGCAAGGAUUCAGAGGAGCAGUCAAAACCGCUUUCCGCUUUAGGCCAGUACUUUUUGUACAUUUCUUAACAAAAUCUUACAAAAAAAUAGAAAAGAUAAAAAAUUAAUACAAAAAAAUAAAAUAUUUAUAGGGAAGAGCAGGCCGUUCCUAGAACUAAAUUACAGCAGCCACAUCGUAUAUAUGUAUCGUAGCCGGGUCUAUAUAAAACGCCAUUAAUUGCUUACACCUUACCGGAUAUAUAAUAUCCCAUAUAUAUACAAAUAUAUAUGGAUCGCAUUCAGAUCGGCGAUAAGCUCUACUUCCAGAGAAGCGACGGUCGCAUGCAAUCGGUCACCUGCAUAGCCAAGAAUUCGGAACUCGAGCUGAUAACAGGCGAGUGGGAGGAAGGCUCGGUGUCCAAGGGCAAGGACGUGGCUCUAAGCCAGCUUGUGGACAUCAAUCCCCAUAUAUUUGAGGGGGAGGAGGGUAAACCGUCACUGCCGUUACUAUCAAAAUCGUUGGGCAAACUCUGUGCCCCGCGUGCAACAGUUUCUUCGAUUCCAAAAGCUGCCUUCGGAGGAUUAGGCGGAGCAGGAGGUGCCUCAAUGGAGUGCAGCCAGUAUACCUCAGACCGCCCGAGGGUGACCAGCAGACUGGCAGUCCCCAAGAGAUCCCUGAUUCCGAAAAUAGCCGCCGCCAAUCGUACUGCCUCUGCCGGAGCCGCAGCCGGACCCGGAGGCGCCCCCGGUCCCAACACUGCACGCGUCUCCCUGUCCAGUGUCCGCAAUGCCAGUCCAAUCUAUGGACGCAAGUCUGGUAACAAUACAAGCGUUUCGGGGGCCCAGCGCUGCUCCAAUGUAGUGCACGAAGUGAAUCGCAUGAAGGAGGAGCGGGAGCUGCGGCGGGCUCGCCAGGCCGAGCAGCUCCUGGAGAAGGACGCGCUGCGCCGCCAGGAUCCGGGCAAUCCCAACUGGGAGGUGGCCAUCAUGCUGCGUCAAUACCGCGCAACGCUGACCUUCAGUCCGCUGCGAUGCCUGAAUCCCCACGGCGGAGCCGUGCUGCAGAUCACGGUCUGUGUGCGGAAGCGACCGAUGGGGCGGCGGGAGGAGCGCAUGAAGAACAUGGACAUCGUCACGGUGCCCACACGUGAUUCCCUGAUUGUCCACGAGCUGCGCUAUAAGGUGGACCUCACCAAGUUCCUGGAGCACCACAAGUUCCGCUUCGACUAUACCUUCGACGAGGAGUGCUCCAACGCCCUGGUCUACGACCACACAGCUCGGCCCCUGAUCCGGACCAUGUUCGAGGGCGGCAAUGCCACCUGCUUCGCCUAUGGGCAAACGGGGAGCGGCAAGACCCACACGAUGGGCGGCGAAUUCUGCGGCAAGUCGCAGGACUGCAGCAGCGGCAUUUACGCCAUGGCGGCCAGGGAUGUCUUCCAGGAAGUGUCGCGCCCGGAGUACCGCCAGAUAGGCGCCAAGAUCACGUGCAGCUACUUUGAGAUCUACGGCUCCAAGGUGUUUGACCUUCUGCAGUCCGAUAAGCCCCAGCUGCGCGUCCUCGAGGAUGGCCGUCAGCAGGUGGUGGUGGUGGGUCUCAAGGAGAUGCCGGUGACCAAGGUGGACGAUGUCCUCGGCCUGAUCGAGCUGGGCAACAAGAUGCGUACCUCGGGCCAGACCUCGGCGAAUGCCAAGUCGUCGCGCUCCCAUGCCGUUUUCCAGAUGGCCCUCCACCUGCCGGACUCCUGGGGUCCCUACGGCAAGUGCUCGUUCGUGGACCUGGCGGGCAAUGAGCGUGGAGCGGACACGCAGUCGGCGGAUAGACAGACCCGCAUCGAGGGCGCCGAGAUCAACAAGUCGCUGCUGGCCCUCAAGGAGUGCAUUCGGGCGCUGAGCCGCCAGUCCGGUCACCUGCCCUUUCGGGGCUCCAAGCUCACCCAGGUGCUGCGCGACUCCUUUGUGGGUGGCAAGAAGAACAAGACUUGCAUGAUAGCCAUGAUUUCGCCGGCCAUGAACUGCGUGGAGCACACCCUGAACACCCUCCGCUAUGCCGAUCGGGUCAAGGAGCUGGUGGCCAAGGACGAUGACUGCCAGGAAGCACAUGAAGAGAAGUACGAGGAGGACGGACAGCCAUCACCCCGACACCGGGAGCCAGAGAUAUACCAGGAGGAGGAGAACGUGUACGAGGAGGAAGGCGACGACGACUACGACAACAGCCACUGCAUAACCAUAUCGUCGGACGAACCCAGUUACCCCAGCCCCCUCAACAACAACAUCAGCGUCCUAUCCCCAUCCGAUCUGAGCCCCGCCCAGAGUCUGACGCCCCGCAUCAAGAUCCUUGAGGUGGCCAAGCAGCAUGGAGCCAUGAUCAAGAGCCUGGAGCAUUUCGUGCGAAACUUCAAGAAUCUGAAUUCACGAGAGAAUUUCGAAUGCUACGUAAGCAACUUGGAGAAGCCCAUCCAGGAUCUGGCCCACAUGGUGAACACGACCAGGGAGCUGGUGGCCAACUACAAUACCCAGUAUGGCAGCAAGGACCUCGACAUGAAUCGGAAUCCGGAGGAGGGGGACUACUAGCCACCUCAAUAUGUAUCACUGUGUAUAUUUAUAUAUUUCCAAACAAGUCUCCUCCGUUUGACUUCUGUGGAGACCCAGCAGUUAAUGAAAAUUCAGCCGCGAAUCUAGUUUCCUUUUUUCUCACAACUCCUCCAUCGGUGCAGCACUCAAGUUUCACUUGAACUCGCUGAGGUAAAAUAAAAACUUUUACGCGGA
Drosophila kikkawai is the source of this 2768-nucleotide messenger RNA. It is a transcript of the gene Klp59D, whose product is annotated as Kinesin-like protein at 59D. The record is from RefSeq and is a predicted model, not a curated record. Gene Ontology annotation, molecular function: ATP binding; microtubule binding; microtubule motor activity. Gene Ontology annotation, biological process: microtubule-based movement. NCBI's taxonomy places the organism in Eukaryota, Metazoa, Arthropoda, Insecta, Diptera, Drosophilidae.